Molecule: messenger RNA, 2081 nt
Organism: Lycium barbarum (goji berry)
Lineage: Eukaryota; Viridiplantae; Streptophyta; Magnoliopsida; Solanales; Solanaceae
Product: UDP-rhamnose/UDP-galactose transporter 4
Exons: 5
Coding region: 852-1868 (338 amino acids)
Cellular component (GO): Golgi apparatus
Molecular function (GO): UDP-galactose transmembrane transporter activity; antiporter activity
Source: RefSeq, a predicted model, not a curated record
GGUUUUGGAAUGGAUUCUUCCUUUUUCUUUCUUUUGUUUUGUGUGAUUUGUGUUAUGUGAUUUUUAGGAGUAUUGAAGUGUUUGUUUGUUCUUGUGAAGAUCUGUUAUAUUUGAUUGAUUUUGCUCUGCUGAUGGUUGGAUUGGUAUGUAAAUGUUGAGGAAAUGAAGUAUGUGAAUCUUAGUGUAUUUAACUGGAGAUGACAUAGUGGCAAUAGACUUCUGAUUUUUAUUGUUUCUUAUAGCUCCAUGUAUGUGCCAUAAUGACAAGCUUUCUGAUCUGUAAUGUACUAAUUCAUACCAUCAUUUACUAUGUGUGUGUGUGUGAGAAAGAGAGAUGAUCAGCUAAUGAUGAGUUUUUCACCCUUCACCUAACAUGGAGUAUAUUGAAAUUUGAAUCUGGAUUUUCUUAUGGAUUCAAAUAAGCAAUCAUAUGCUUUAUAAAUUGAUGAAAGAGCCAAAAUAAAGCACAAUCAUUUUUCGUGCAUAAAUAUUUCGUUUGAUCUACAUCCAUGCUAAAUGUAAUAGUGUAAUGUACCAGGGGAAGUAUGCAGGCAUAUUGUGGAUCUUCCCCUCUGAGUUCUCUUAACUUAAUUUUGCUUGUCACAAUCAUAGGUUUGACUAUAGUUCGUUGGAAGGACGUAAUCAAUUUUGUAUAUCAUGGUUGAGCUAUGAAAUGUUGUGGUGGUCGUGUUUUGGUCAAGAGAAAUAAAAUUUUACUUUCUUUUUGUGAGAUUAUGAAUAAAUCUUGUAAACUACACUUGUUCAUUUGAUUGAUGUGUUUUUAUGCAGAGAAGCUUGAUUGUUGGGGGAUUAUUCUGAAGGGCGAACGUUAAAAGAUUUCUAUGCUUUAGAUGCGGCCAAAGAAAAUGUCCAUGGCUGUGAAGGAUGAGAAGAAACUGGCUGUUGAUUUGGCAGCAUGGGCAUUCAAUAUUGUCACUUCAGUUGGAAUUAUUAUUGUUAAUAAAGCCUUAAUGGCUACAUAUGGUUUCAGCUUUGCGACAACCUUAACUGGUAUGCACUUUGCUACAACGACAUUAAUGACCUUUUUUCUUAAAUGGCUUGGGCAUAUCCAGAAUUCCCAACUUCCGUGGUCUGAACGGUUGAAAUUCGUUUUGUUUGCAAACUUCUCUAUUGUUGGAAUGAAUGUGAGUUUAAUGUGGAACUCCGUCGGAUUCUAUCAGAUUGCAAAGCUAAGUAUGAUACCGGUGUCGUGCUUUUUGGAAAUUGUACUGGACAAUGUGCGAUACUCAAGGGACACCAAAUUAAGCAUUUUGUUGGUCCUACUAGGUGUCGCAAUCUGUACUGUUACUGAUGUAAGUGUAAAUACAAAGGGUUUUAUUGCUGCCUUCAUCGCCGUCUGGAGCACCGCCCUGCAGCAAUAUUAUGUACAUUAUCUUCAGCGUAAAUAUUCACUAGGAUCAUUCAACCUAUUGGGCCAUACUGCACCAAUACAGGCUACAUCUCUGCUGUUAAUGGGUCCCCUUGUAGACUACUGGUUGACGGAUAAGAGGGUCGACGCGUAUAACUAUACCUCCAUAUCAAUAUUUUUCAUCGUCCUAUCAUGUUCGAUAGCAAUAGGGACGAAUCUGAGCCAAUUCAUCUGCAUUGGAAGAUUUACAGCAGUGACAUUUCAAGUGCUUGGUCAUAUGAAGACCAUUCUUGUCCUGAUUUUGGGUUUCCUCUUCUUUGGAAAAGAGGGGCUCAAUCUACACGUUGUCUUCGGGAUGGGCGUUGCAAUCGUUGGCAUGAUUUGGUACGGUAACGCUUCCUCACAACCCGGUGGAAAAGAGCGGGUCCCACCUCCCACUAUCGUCAAACCUGAAAAACACAACCUGUUACUACCAACUGAGCUCGACGAGAAAGUAUAGGGAGGAGCAAUUGACAAUUUCAUAUUUCUUUUCUUGUUCCAUAUAGUCACAAGUAUUUGAUUCAACCAUAUGAUUUUUGUAUUUCACAGUCUAAUCUUUCCUCUUCUUUAACAGUGAGAUUUUCUUUUCUUUUGCUUUCCCUAAUUAUGUAUGUUAGACUGCAAAGAGAGUGUCAUUUGAUCAUUAUUUUAAGAAGCAUUGUAGCUUUGAUCC